Rotaria socialis is the source of this 390-nucleotide messenger RNA. NCBI's taxonomy places the organism in Eukaryota, Metazoa, Rotifera, Eurotatoria, Philodinida, Philodinidae. The record is from the annotation of a GenBank genome assembly.
AUGGCCAGCUCAAAGACUCAAGCUGAGCACAACAAAAAUGCUAGUUUGGAAACACACAGCAUAUUUUGGUUAGAUACGUCAGUCAACAAUAAAGAAAAUCGAGCAGCUCAACAAAAACUAAGAAAAAUGAUUAAUCAAAUACGGACUUGUGUCGAUCGCAAAGAAUUUUUGGACAUCAUUCGCACUAUGCAGCAAGGCGGUCUGACAAUUUUGAUUGCAAGUGGUCAAAUGAGUCGUAUUGUCGUGCCAGAAAUGCAAACAUUACCUCAAGUAUCAUCAAUAUAUGUAUAUUGUUUUGAUAAAGAGGCUAAUUUACAAUGGAGCCAGCCAUAUAACAAAGUACGUGUAUUUUAUUAUUUAAAACUAUUCUAUACAUUAUUAGUUUAUUGA